Grosmannia clavigera kw1407 is the source of this 4011-nucleotide messenger RNA. RefSeq names its product tol-like protein. Gene Ontology annotation, molecular function: protein binding. The record is from RefSeq and is a predicted model, not a curated record. The transcript has a single exon. Bases 1 to 4011 code for a protein of 1336 amino acids. Lineage: Eukaryota; Fungi; Ascomycota; Sordariomycetes; Ophiostomatales; Ophiostomataceae.
AUGACUGACACGAGCGAAGAGCAAGUGCCAUCGUUGCCUGCCGCUUCGCUAGCUUCGGCUUGCGAGGAAGCAAAUGAGCUGGUUCGAUGGCUCAAACUCGGCACAUUCAACUCCGUGCAGACUUUUGGUGGUUUGGACGAUCGCCCGCCGUUUCUUAACACAGAAUACCAAGAGUGGAUACAGAGCGAGCCGGGUGAAAGGACAGAAGAGCAACGAACUUAUACAUGUGUUGCUCAUGGGAAGCAGGCGGCUGUGGCAUAUGCCGUUGUGCAGGAUGUGCGUCAACGCUUUGCGGCAGACAUGGCGACCGGGCGCGUCUAUAUGGCCUAUGCGGUGUGCAACUUUCAGUUUCAGGCACAGGCGCUAACGAUUGACGUUUUUCUAGCGUUGCUGAAGCAGCUGCUUCCUGAGCACUACAAGGCGGAACCGUUUUAUACGCACAACAUCCUGACCGGUGAAGAGGACUGGGCGGCGCCAUCGCUGAAUGGUGUGGUGCGUGUGUUGCAGGCGGUGCUCGCGCAGUUUCAGCGCAUCAUCAUUGUGGUGCAGGACCCUGCCCGAUAUGCAACGGAGACGUGGGAUGAGCUACAGGCCAGGAUGCGGGCUCUGCAGACUAGCCACCGCGGACUGUAUCUGUUAACCGUGGUGUCUGAACAGAGCGACGACGACGACAGGACAUAUCGUGCAUGGAUGGAGCGGAUUCAGCGGCAGCCAGCAGAGCAAGCACGCCUGGCCGAGCAGGCGCUUUCUCACGUCGUGUGUGCGAACUUUCCGCUGACGGUAACAGCGCUGCGCGAAGCUCUGACGGUGAAGGAGGGGGAUAUAAGAAUUGACUCACGGCGCAUGCCCCCUAUGGACGAUAUACUGGCUGCCUGUCUGGGGCUUCUAGUUGUAUGGCCGCAUGGCGACGGCGACGACGAAGACACGACGGUGCAGUUCGUUGAUGCCGCUUUGUUGGACUGGCUGCAGCGCGAGCGUUCUCGCUGGCUUCCGCGCGCUGACCAGGACGUCUUGGCCACAUUCCUCGCAUAUCUGGCCUCUUUACGCUCACGGUAUAUUCUAGGACGGACAAGGCUUCUCGAGCACCCGCUGUACUCACACGCUCUUCUGCGAUGGGCGGACCAUGCCGAGCGAGUGUUUGAAGACAGGAGUCCCGGUGCCGCAGUUGACCUCUUGAACUGUGCCUUUUUUUCCGACUGUGACAAGAUGCAAAGUGCCGUAUGGCUAUGGCAGUACUCUCAACGCAAACACAUAAAGUAUGAAGUUGAUCCUUACGACAGACUCAACCCCAGCGCCUACCAUACCGCCGCUUAUUUCGGCUCCGCGAAUCUCGUGUAUGCGCUACGUUGCAGCGCCUUAUUUAGCGCUGAUGUCAACGCACGGAACUCACGUGGCCAGACCGUGCUGACGCUGGCUGCCGAUCUGGGGUUAAUGGAGGUGGCACAUGCACUGCUGCAGGAACCGCAGAUGCCGACAAUGCAGCAGUCUGUCGAUGUUGACGCCCUCAACGAAAAUGGCCGCGGGCCGCUGUUCCUAGCCGUGCUGAAGAGAAACUCAGCCAUGGCCCAUCUCCUGCUGGACCAUGGUGCACAUGUGUCUACCAGGGACGUCAAUGGUGUGUCAAUGCUCGAUACGGCAUCCAAAGGAGGCGACCCGGCCAUUGUGGCGCGGCUGCUACAGCGCUGCGAGCAGGAGGAGCGAAAUGAGUUGCACUCGACGCAGGCGAAAGACCAGAACAAUGGCCAGACGGUUAGGAACACCACAUACGAGGACGACACGUAUGAGGAUGACACAAGUGCGGACGCCAGAAAAGAGAUCCCCCCUCUGCCAGACGGCCUGUGGCCGGACUCGGACGACACAAGGUACACGAGGGAAGAUCCCGAAGACUACAAAGUAUGCAUGAUGAGAGAUAUUCCGCUGGGGCCGCAGCCGGCGUUGGAGACGGAAAAAGACAUGGAGAACGUCGUGACAGCGGCAGACAGUCCGCUGUGCGCGACAUGUGCGUCGUUGGACAUAGGGACGCUCUUUUCCAAGCCACCACCGCUAGAUUGGGAAAAUUCGACGCGUUUUGAAGUCGACGAAGGUUUGGUCAGCAAUGCGUGCGGCUUUUGCAAUCUGCUGGCCGGGUUCAGAGAAAUGAAAACAAAUAUUAAGCAAAUGUGGCUCGUUAAAUCAAGCACGCGCCAAUGGUUCGGCGACGACUUCUACCCGCACAUCGCGAAAAGCUAUGCGAAAGAGUAUAGCGAGUCCGAGAUGUCGCUGGCGGCUGUGGCUGCCGCGGCAAAAGUGGCCUCACCAUGGCUGGACACACUUAUUCUCAACGCCGAUAACGGCCUCGGCUUUAUCGGCCGCCUCGGCUCCAACGGUCCCAGCGGCCACUGUGCCGUCAAUCUGCGGCGCCUAUCGCCGACCACAGCCAAUCUCGAGCAGGCACGCGGCUGGAUCGACAUUUGCAAAAAGCAUCAUUCGCGGUGUCAGCACCGGGUGCGCAAGCCGAUCCCGCACUUGCGGCUGAUUGACUGUGAGACGCGCGUCAUCGUCAGCAUGGACUCUGCGACCUCGAUGACGACCACCUUUCUGGCUCUGAGCUACGUCUUUGGAAAAACGCCACCAGGAGGGAUCAUCAAUUGUGUCGGCUGCAAAAUCACGGAGACAGAGCGUGUCAUUGAGGAUGCCAUCUGCGUCACUCGCCAGCUGGGCUACCACUAUCUCUGGGUCGACCGACACUGCAUACCGGCCGAGAACGAGGAUGCAGACGCGUCACGCCGCCGCGUUGAGGCUCUUCAGAACAUGAACCGCGUCUACGAGAACGCAGAGGUUACGAUAGUGGCCGCGGCCGGAAGCGGCCCGUCGUUUGGCCUGCCGGGCGUCAGCUUUACCGCCCGUCAUCCCCAGGUCUGCCGCCGCGUCCAGGGACACCUCCUGGCCAGCAUCCCACCCGAACCCGCAGACAUCAUCAGAAUGUCCGCCUGGUGGAGUCGCGCCUGGACCUACCAGGAGGCCUUUCUGUCCCAUCGCCUGCUCUUCUUCUCCGAGCACGAGCUAUCCUUUGAGUGCGGCGGCAUGGUCGCCCGCGAGUCCGUCGAUCUGCCGCUGCCCGUACGCCGCAUUGAGUACGGGCGCCAUGCUGACAUCCAUCGGCGAAUCGUGAUGCGCGAUGGAAUGCCAAACUUAGACGUGGAAUACAGCGGCAUACCAAAAGACUCUCCGAUCGACCUCUGGCUCAUCAUCAGCGUGUACGCCAAACGCCACCUCACCCUUCAGUCCGACAUCCUCAACGCCUUUCUCGGCAUCUUCCAGCGGUACAUAGAUACCGGCCAGCCUGUGCAUCACAUGUGCGGUUUGCCGCUGGUGCAAAAGAACGUCUCAAGAACUCGAGAGAAGGCCAUUCCCCUCGAUUCCCUAGUCUCAAGCCUGUGCUGGAAACCCUGGAAAGUGGAUGGCGUCCGGCGCCCGGGAUUUCCCAGCUGGUCGUGGACCGGUUGGACGUGCACUGGAGUUGCCAGUAUAGCUGAAUGCGUGGUUUUUGGCAACGACGAGCCGCCAGACGUGGCAUUGGUGGUGCCCAAGGACGCCAGUACCGACUCUCCCGGCCCAGUCAUCCCCUGGCUCGCUUUUUCCGCCAUGUCAGACGCCCAUCGUGCCGUCUUGCCCCAGAACCUCCACCUGCGCAUCACUGCGCCCGUCCUGUCCGCCACCUUAUUCGCCAACACAGCCCGUGCCUCCAUAUCUCCGUUCAUGGCCAUCCUUCGCAGCGCCCGCGCCAGCUUUUACGCUGACGCACAUAUUUGUAAGGACACCAAGAUCGACGCCGAACUUGGACGCCGCCUCGUUCGGGAUACGUUGACCGCCGUGGCUUUGGGCUAUGACAGCUCCCAAAACCGCCCGGGCCGCCUGUUUCUUCUCCUGGAAAAGGUCGACAACAGAUGGCAGAGGAUCGGUGUGGCCAGAGCGGAAACAGGCCAGAUCACACAGUCUAUCGGAGACGUGCAAACCAUUGUUAUUGAGUAA